Chlorella variabilis is the source of this 240-nucleotide messenger RNA. RefSeq lists its product as hypothetical. Gene Ontology annotation, molecular function: structural constituent of ribosome. The record is from RefSeq and is a predicted model, not a curated record. The transcript is spliced from 3 exons. Bases 1 to 240 code for a protein of 79 amino acids. Gene Ontology annotation, biological process: translation. Gene Ontology annotation, cellular component: ribosome. NCBI's taxonomy places the organism in Eukaryota, Viridiplantae, Chlorophyta, Trebouxiophyceae, Chlorellales, Chlorellaceae.
AUGUCGGCCCCACACCUCGUGCCCAGGUUCCGCGGCGGCAAGGUCAAGCCAUACUCGUCCUACAAGCGGCGAUUCAAGCUGACAGCCACCGGCAAGGUGCUGUACCCGCGGCCAGGCCACGUCCACAAGCGCUUCAACAAGACCAAACGGCAGCUGUUUGAACUGAGCGGGAUGCAAGUCAUGAAGCCGCGAUACGCCAAGACGGUCAAGAAGAUUGGCUUCAAGCUGCGCCACUUUUAG